ACGCACGAGUACGUUAGUAAGUUGCGGCCGAUACCUGUGCUUGGAGCAACGCUAUGGAUAUACUACAAACAGCCGACGAUAAAAAGAAACAACAGUGCAGAAACUCCUCGGCAGCCGGAGGAUGCAGCGACGGCUCGGUCUGCUGUAGCCGCACUGAGCCGUCUCCCGCGCGUUUCCCUCCUAAAGUUUGUCUCUCUGCGUGGCGGAGGACGGCAGCUGGAGUCGGCUCGGCUUCAGGCGAAGUCACGAAAGAAAGAAAGAAAUCAAACAUGUCGGAAAAGAUCCAUAGACACAUCGUCCCUUCAGCAUCAGCCACUGCCCUGCUGUUGAUCUGCGUGCUCGGUGCGAGCGGAGCCGGAUAAAUACUUCUCCCGAGCCGCCGUUCAAGUCCGCAGGAGGCGAGAGUUCGAUACUCAGACGUGGGAAACCUUUUGAGGAACAGCGGUAGGCGACCUGCCAGGUGGGCCCGAGUCUGACUUCGAUUCAUCUUGAAAGAAAACAGAGGGUUACUUAAAGCUACAGUGUAAUAUUUCAAAUUUAUUCACAGAAAUUGAAUAUAUUGUCCAUAACUACGUGUUCAUAUCUGCAUAAAUCGCCUGCAACAAAGAGCCGAUGUUUUUUUUUCCUCAACUCUGAAUGAGUUUAAUACAGUGACGUGAGGUGGACCCGACCUCCGCGUGAGUCGCCAUGUUUGCUACGUCGUGUUGAAUGCGGUUGUGGAAACGAAGCGGUCCGCAACACGUCGCGUUCAGGUGGAAUUUUCAGCGCUACCGGGAAAUGGAAUCAGCGGUGCGCCACCAUGAAGUGUCCCCUGUCGAUGGGGGACUUUGCCACCAGAUGCCGCCAGAAAACUGAUUCCUGGCCUCCGGUGUUGUCCCGUGAAAAACUGCCACUUCCCUUCACUGGUGAAGACCGUGACGAAAGCGGACGAAAGCCAUGAUAGAAACCUAGGACGUCCAGGGGGCAAACGGAACAGAACAGAACCGGAGCCCGGCCUCUCGGCGUGUUAUUGGAGAAAAUGACUCUUGGCACCGGCGGGCCCCCUCUCUCUCCUCCCGCGCCAGUGUAAUGGAAAGCGCGCCGCCUCGGUCGCCGCCGGUAGCGUCUUGAAAUGCAUCAGCGGAAAUCCAUCUGCAACUCCCAUGGCUGAUUGUGUGAAGCGGCGGCGGUGGCGGCGGCGGCAGCAGCGGCCGGAGUUUGCCAGCGGACGCGCUCAAGAGCCGGGUGCCCUGCCAUGCCCAGCGCCAUGCUAAGGCAACACACCCGUAAUAACAAGGAGCACUCAGUUCAACCGGUGGGGAAGCUGUGGAAAAAGUUGGUGGAAAAUCUAUGGUCGUCGUGAGGCCUCGAGUUUUGAUUUCCCCCUUUUUUUUCCUUUUUCUUUUUUUCCUUUUUAAUUUUGACCUAGAUAUUCUGUGAGGCGACCGCAGCGCUGCCAUCUGCAGCGUUUUUUCUCUCUGCUCCUCUGUUCUCCUCAAGCUGCAGCCACUUCUCACAACAUCAACAACGAGGACAGUUAAAGUGUGCGUCCUGCCCCCCCCCCCCCCCCCAGACAGGUACGUUCUGUUUUUUUCUCAAGCCGACAGAAUGGAUUUCCGAAUUUACAGCUGGCCCUCGUUGGAGUUGAAAAUGUGAGGGGGUGGAGGCAGAAUGCAGGGACCCCUGUGAAGUGGGAGGAAUAGAUCCCCGAAAGAAAAUGGCCCAAACCAGUUUGCUGCAGGGGAAGCGCUUCUACUGCCGGGAGUGGGUCUUCCACAAGAUCCAGCAUUGCCUCCAGGAGAAGACCAGCAACCUCGGUGGGGUGACCGGCGCUCCCGGCAAGCAGCAGCAGCAGCAGCAGUCGCAGUCGGCGGCGCCCGGCGGGGGCGUGUCCGCGGCCGGGAGCCUCGCGGCGGGUACUGCCAAGUCGGGCGGCUCCUCCUGGGGGGUGUUGCUGGUGGGCGGGCCGGGCAGUGGGAAGACGGCGCUGUGCACGGAGCUGCUGUGGCCCACGUCGGCGCACGGCAGCCACCGGGCGCUGCAGCAGCAGGGCCUGGCGUUCCACUUCUGCCGGGCGGACGACGCGGACACGCUGUGCGCCGGCGGCUUCGUCCGCGGCCUGGUGGCCCAGCUGUGCCGCAGCGGGCUGCUGCCGGGCUACGAGGAGAAGGUGCGCGACCCGGCGGUGCAGAUCACCCUGCAGCCCGGCGAGUGCGAGAGGAACCCCACGGAGGCCUUCAAGAGGUGCGUCCUCCUGCCUCUGCUGGGCGUGAAGCCGCCGCAGCAGUCGCUCUUCCUGCUCGUGGACUCCAUCGACGAGGGCUGCCAGCUGGGCGAGGGCGAGCAGAGGUCCCCCCCCGGCGCGCCCAGGACCAUCGCCGAGCUCCUGGCCAGCCACCACGAGUUCCUGCCGCCCUGGCUGCUCCUCGUCUGCUCCGCGCGGCGGCAGAACAAGGCCAUCACCAAACUCUUCACAGGUUUCCGCAAAAUCAGCCUUGACGAUCUGCGCAAGGCCUACAUCGUCAAGGAUGUGCAGCAGUACAUCCUCCACAGGUUGGACCAGGAGGAGGCCCUGAGGCAGCACCUCACCAAGGAGACGGCUGAGAUGCUCAACCAACUUCACAUCAAAAGCAGCGGCUGCUUCCUCUACCUGGAGCGUGUGCUGGAUGGCGUGGUGGAGAGCUUCAUCAUGCUGCGGGAGAUACGUGACAUCCCUGGAACUCUCAACGGCCUCUAUCUGUGGCUCUGCCAGAGACUAUUUGUGAGGAAACAGUUUGCCAAGGUCCAACCCAUCCUUAACGUAAUCCUGGCAACAUGCAGGCCACUCACAGUCAAAGAACUGUACCAUGCAGUCUGGACCAAAAAUAUGACACUGACUAUGGAAGAGUUUCAGAAAAAAAUGGACAUUCUCUCCAAGUUGUUGGUCGACGGUCUUGGGGGGACUAAAAUCCUUUUUCACUACAGUUUUGCAGAGUGGCUACUGGAUGUGAAGCAUUGCACCCAGAAAUACUUGUGUAAUGCGGCAGAGGGACAUAGGAUGUUGGCGAUGAGCUACACCUGCCGGGCAAAGCAGCUGAAACCACUCGAAGUGCAGGAAUUUGCACUACACCUCGUCAAUUCCAAUCUGCAGAUUGAGCCAUUUAAUCUGGCUCUUUGGAUGGUCUGGAAUGGAACUCCUGCUAAUGACUCCCUGACAACCUCCAUACCAAGAGAACAGGAAGUUCUGCAACUUCUGGUCAAAGCCGGAGCUCAUGUUAACAACGAGGAUGACCAUGCCUCUUGUAUUGUACAACAGGCCCUGGAAAGAGAGGACUCAAUAAGGACAUUACUUGACAACGGGGCGUCCGUGAACCAGUGUGACUCCAGUGGAAGAACUCUACUGGCCAACGCUGCAUACAGUGGAAACCUCGAUGUGGUCAACUUGCUCAUAUCUAGAGGGGCAAACAUGGAGCUGGAAGACAACCACGGACAAACGGCACUUACUCUCGCCGCAAGGCAGGGCCAUACUAAAGUGGUUAACUGCCUAAUUGGCUGUGAGGCCAACAUCAACCACACAGAUCAUGAUGGAUGGACGGCCCUCCGCUCGGCAGCUUGGGGUGGACAUUCAGAAGUUGUGUCUGCUCUGCUCUACGCCGGUGCCAAAGUGGACUGCGCUGAUGCAGAUGGUAGAACUGCUCUGAGAGCGGCAGCCUGGGGAGGUCACGAAGAUAUAGUGUUGAACCUUCUUCAGCAUGGGGCUGAGGUCAACAAAGCAGACAAUGAAGGAAGAACGGCUCUUAUUGCUGCGGCGUACAUGGGGCACCGAGAGAUUGUUGAGCACCUCCUAGAACACGGGGCGGAGGUUAAUCAUGAAGAUGUGGAUGGGAGGACUGCCCUGUCCGUCGCCGCCCUUUGCGUUCCUGCAAGUAAAGGCCACGCUUCUGUCGUGAGCCUUCUGAUCGACAGGGGAGCAGAGGUCGACCACUGUGACAAAGACUGCAUGACUCCUCUCCUUGUGGCUGGCUAUGAAGGACACGUUGAUGUAGUUGACCUGCUUUUGGAAGGUGGAGCCGAUGUGGAUCAUACAGACAACAAUGGUCGCACACCUCUUCUUGCAGCCGCAUCGAUGGGCCACGCCUCGGUUGUCAACACCUUACUCUUCUGGGGUGCUGCUGUCGAUAGCAUCGACAGCGAGGGAAGGACUGUGCUGAGCAUUGCAUCUGCUCAGGGUAACGUGGAAGUGGUCAGAACUCUGCUGGACAGAGGUCUGGAUGAGAAUCACCGGGACGAUGCAGGCUGGACCCCGCUACACAUGGCUUCGUUUGAGGGCCACCGGCAAGUGUGCGACGCCCUUAUUGAGCAAGGUGCUCGUUGUAUUGAGGUAGAUAAUGACGGUAGAAUACCGCUGAUAUUAGCUGCACAAGAGGGACAUUAUGACUGUGUGCAAAUUCUUCUGGAAAACAAGUCGUGCAUUGACCAGAGAGGGUAUGACGGGAGGAAUGCUCUCAGGGUGGCUGCACUGGAAGGCCACAGGGACAUUGUCGAACUGCUGCUGAGCCACGGUGCUGAUAUAGAUCACAAAGACGCAGAUGGACGCCCGACACUCUACAUAUUGGCACUUGAAAAUCAGCUAGCCAUGGCAGAGUAUUUCCUUGAAAACGGAGCAAACGUGGAAGCCAGCGACACUGAAGGCAGAACGGCCCUCCACGUUUCCUGCUGGCAAGGGCAUGUUGAAAUGGUGAGGCUGCUGAUUAACUAUCAUGCGGACGUCAACGCCUGUGACAACGAGAAGCGGUCUGCCCUCCAGUCCGCUGCGUGGCAAGGCCACACAAAAGUCGUGCAGUUUCUGAUAGAGAACUGCACACAUGUGGAUCACACUUGCAACCAGGGAGCGACAGCACUAGGCAUAGCUGCACAGGAGGGUCACAUCGAUGUCGUGCAAAUACUUCUUGAAAACGGUGCCGACCCCAACCACGCUGACCAGUUUGGACGCACAGCAAUGAGAGUGGCAGCAAAAGGUGGCCAUUCGAUGAUCGUAAAACUUCUAGAAAAGUAUGGGGCCACAACUCAAAAUGGCUGCAAUCCAUCCCCAGUACACACCCUGGAGGAAAAAACACCAUUGGCGGUGACUGGUAAAAUGCACUCCCUCACCAUUAAAUCAAGUAGUUCUGGCAGCACUGGGGCAGGAGAUAUGCAGUCGUCCGGACGCUGUAUACCCAACGGACCUGUACAUGCUUUCAGUUCACCGUCAGAAUCUCCUGAUUCCACUGUAGAUAGACAGAAAUCCUCCUUGUCCAAUAAUUCCCUCAAGAGUUCGAAGAACUCCUCCUUGAGAACCACAUCCUCCACGGCCACGGCGCAGACUGUGCCGAUAGACAGUUUUCACGGACUGACGUUCACAGAACAAAUCCAACAGCACUCGCUGCCGCGUAGCCGGAGCAGGCAGUCCAUCGUUUCCCCUUCCUCCACGACCAAGUCCAUUGGUCAGCAGCCAUCUUCUCCAUCAAGUGACUUUGACUGGUCUCAGUUGAAAUCUGGUCUCAAGUCAACAAAGGGAAGUAAGACCGGAAAUGGGACAUCGAACGGUAAAGGCGGGGACAAGAAAAAGAGCAAGAACAGCGGAUCAACACAAGGCCAGGUUUUGGAGUACGAGAUGACACAGUUCGACAAGAGGAUCGCUCUCAACAAAUCAGUGGCGAACAUUUCGGUGAAGGAUCCCCAUUGUAAGAUCGUGAUCGGUGGUUCGAUUCAGCAGGAGAGGGGACAGAGCCAGGAUCAAUUCUUCAUCCAGCAGCAGAGCUGCGCCGAGAAGAAGCGAAACGGCAUCAUGACCAACCCCAACUAUCAUCUACAGGGUAAUCAGGUUUUCCUGGGUAGGGUGUCGGUUCCUCGGGCUGUGCAGAACAGGGGCCACCAGGACGUUCUAGAGAACUAUCCCAUAGGGGAAACCGAGCUAAGCCUUAAACAAGCCCUGAAACUGCAGAUUGAAGGAUCCGACCCCGGGUUUAACUACAAAAAGGAGACUCCAUUAUAGCUGGUAAGAGACAAUUUUCAAAAUGACCCUCCAAAAUUUACGCUCCUUGAAUUACGUCAAGCAUUUGUCUCAAAAGUUGAAAUGAAGGUCAGGGUGACAAGCUCACAGGUGUUUUCUUGAUUUACAGUGGCUAAUUUAGAGACUAAUAACAGACUUUAAGUUGUUACUGGAUUGCACUCAGAGCCAUCAUUAGUUGGAUUUAAUCAGACCUGCACGAAGAAUGCCUCGAUCUGGAUGAGCAGACUUUCCUCCCGAACCAAACAUUAACCCAAGUCGCCCCAAUACCGUUGCAGAUGUCUUGAAUGCCAUUCGUCAUGCAGACCAUUGGAGGGAUUGUGCCAAAGCAACUGUUUUCAUCUGCAUAAAAAAAACGUUGUUGUGGGCUUUUUGUUCAAUCAUCAGUGGGGAAACCUAAAAACAAUACCUAGGGAAGAGGGUUGAUUGGUUGAUUGAUCUAUGGCUCUCUGUGAAAUGAUAUUCAAUGUGCCUACAUCUGUUACAACCUUCUUCAUUUACUCAUGCAAACUAUCUUUUUUUUUUUUAAUUUAAUGUAAUGCUAUUUAAGAAACAGUGUAUGCACUUUUAAAAAAGACUUUCAACGACAGACAUGCAUUUGUUCCAUUUACUUUGUAUCCCAUCCAUGUUUUAUCAAAGUAAAUGUUUGAUAGAAAACAUCCAAUGCAUUUUUUUAAUUUUAUAUCAUGUUUGUUCCGUCUGUUAUAUUUUUCUCACACUGACAGCAAUGUAACACUGAGUACAUUGUCACAAACCAGAGGACAUAACGGUAACUGAUGUCACGGUAUGAACGUAAGCGCAUUUAUAGUCUUCUGCCUUCUAGAGACCCUAAAUAAUCUGUGUUAACCUCGAUCAGUGUGCUCAGACCUUCGUUGUGUGUAACGUAUUGAUAGCUAACGGCAGUUUACUUCAUGGGUAUAUACAAGCAUAUUUAUUUUUUUUGGAGAAAAGCCACUUUUGCUGCAUUUUGUUGUCGCAUUAGCUCUACCAUGGUGCUCAGUGUUCAGAAGUUGCCUGCGGUUAUUUUGGACUCCUGCUUUUGUUGGCUUUGUGCAUUUCUGUAUUAUUACAACUGUCUUAAGAGAGAGAUUCAUUGAACAUGUUGGAGGGGAAAAAAAGUUAAUUUUGUCCCUAUGGGAUUUUUUUUUUUAAACUUCUGUGUUUCUGUUUUUUUCGUGUGCAUACAAAAUAUUUAAAUAACCCAUUGUGUACCGUUGACAAAGGUUUGGUGCUACACGCAGCAAUUUCCAGUGACAGCAGUGAUUUGAGAAAAAGAAAAUGGGAAAAAAAGCAUUUGUCUGCGUUUGUCCCCGAGUAACAUGUAUAACCCCUCUGCAACGCAAGAAACAAAAUCCCAGCUUUGUUUUCUUAUCGUCACGUGGCUCAUUUUCAGUGAUUCCUUGUGGAUGUUUCAGGCGCAUGACACAUUGAAAAAAACGGCUCAGAAAAGGGGGGUUCAGCCAUCAUCUCGCGGCUGUCAGUGUUUGAAAUGCAAAAAUUGUUAAAGCCAAAGUUUGAAACAGCGGUAAUCGGUGUCCCGCCUCCUCCUCCCCGCGAGGAGCUGAAAAUCAGCUCAACGGGACUUAACCCCCCGCGGGAGAAGGAAGGGGGGGAGGAGGUGCUCGACUGUGGCACCGAGGGAACCGAACAACAUCUGUUUCACAUGAACUAUAGGGAGCUGCGUUAGCGUUUACAGGCUGUGUCAUAUUUUUGCAGGCUUUUCAUACCGUUAACAGUGAGCUAUUUUUUGCAGAGGACCCGGGGGGGGGGGGGGGGGGGAGUAGGAAACCUAUCGCAUGCACAAACACUUAUAAGCCCCUAGUAAAAGCUCUCAGCUCUUCGGUACCACCAGUAGCUCACACGUUUGCCAUGAAGGGGUCAAUAGAAGGAUUCAAGGCAGGAAUCGAGUCUGGAGAACAGUGUUGGACAAACAAACUGUAUUGUCUUGUUGAGCAGUUAUCUCGUCUGUCUUGACCAUGUGUUGUCCGUCAUCUUUGAUUUUGACUGUCAGUGGUUGGAUUGUAAAUAGCUUUCCCGAUGUACAAUCGACUUUCAGUUAAAAAAAGGAAUUCCUGUAUUAUAUGAAGUGGAAUUUUUCUGAUGUAUAUUAAAAGUGCUUAAUAAACAUAUUUGCUUUACUGCUGAAAAAGA
Scophthalmus maximus (turbot) is the source of this 8158-nucleotide messenger RNA. It is a transcript of the gene ankrd50, whose product is annotated as ankyrin repeat domain 50. Gene Ontology annotation, molecular function: protein binding. Lineage: Eukaryota; Metazoa; Chordata; Actinopteri; Pleuronectiformes; Scophthalmidae. The record is from RefSeq and is a predicted model, not a curated record. The transcript is spliced from 7 exons. Bases 1697 to 5992 code for a protein of 1431 amino acids.